AUGCCACGGCCGCUGCGUACCACGACCAUUUAUUUCCUCUGCACCAGCACUUUCUUUUUUUUCGGUUUGUGUGAAUUUUUUUUUUCUUUUGCUUCACGAUGGAUUUGUUGGAGGUGCUUUGGUUUUGGUGGCUGCUUCACGACGCUUCGCCUUGUGUGUCGGUUGCGGUGCUUCCGCGUGAUGCCGAAGCGUUUGAUGGGGUGUUUAUUCUUCUUUUUGAGUCCAGCAGCCAGCCUUGUUUGGUCAUGGCGGCAGAAAUGGGAUUCUGCGGCUGCGUACUUGUCGCACGUGUCGCAACUCAUGCUGUUGCUGCCUCGCUCUGUGUUGGUGGGGGAGUGGGCGAGCGACGGCGUUGGUGGAGUUGCGCCCCAGUGGGAGAAGGAAGGAACCGACCGCACGAUCGACGUGGACCCUUGUCCCCCGUGUCUGGGUGCCGCCACCGUACCACUUUAUUCGUCCUUCUUGUGUGUGCCGUGUGCGCUUAUGGUACCGCUGUUUGCUGUGCAAUGCCGACCCACGUGA
Molecule: messenger RNA, 522 nt
Organism: Trypanosoma cruzi
Lineage: Eukaryota; Euglenozoa; Kinetoplastea; Trypanosomatida; Trypanosomatidae
Exons: 1
Coding region: 1-522 (173 amino acids)
Source: RefSeq, a predicted model, not a curated record